This is a messenger RNA of Frieseomelitta varia, 2390 nucleotides long. RefSeq lists its product as uncharacterized. The record is from RefSeq and is a predicted model, not a curated record. NCBI's taxonomy places the organism in Eukaryota, Metazoa, Arthropoda, Insecta, Hymenoptera, Apidae. The transcript has 6 exons. The coding region runs from base 125 to 2149 and encodes 674 amino acids. Gene Ontology annotation, molecular function: RNA binding.
AUCCCUGCAUUUUAAUAACCACUAGGUUGACACAAAUGGUUCUCGUUUGUCGUACAAUGUAUUUACAUUAUAAUUUAGGGAACGAAAUUUGUCUGUAAAGAUUGUCAGCAAUUCUAUCUUCAGUAUGAAACGUUCGAUAACUGAAGAAAAUGGGGAAACAAAAAGAUCUUUUGUUAAGCAAGAGUGUAUUAAUUUCGGAUAUGAAAGUUCCUAUCCAGCUUAUACUUCAUCCUCUUCAUCUCCUUCAACUGUUACACAACCUUUACCAGGACAACCACCGUUACCUCCUAUGCCACCUCCUCCUUCUAGUGGUGUUCCACCACCUCCACAUGUAUUUGGACCAGUGCCUUCUCAAGUUACACCAAUACAAGCAUGGACACAUCCUUCUGCACCAUGGCAAUGGAUAACACCUCAAACAUCUCCUUUACCUCCACUACCCCCACGUGAUAUAACUGCAAGUUCAUUUCAAAGAGAAAUGCCUCUUAGAGGUAACUGCAUGAGAAGAGAAAGAUUUACACACAAUAAAAAUAGUAUAUAUAUUCAAAGAAAUAAUUUUCAUCGUAAAAAUAGAAGACUUGCUCGUUUUGGACAUACUCAGAGUCAAUUUGAUCAAGCAGCAUAUUUUGGUGCAACAUUGAGUAAUAGUCUUGGUUUGGAAUGGCAAAGAAAUAAUUACACUCCAUCUACAGGCGAUACAAUCAUGAAUCACAUGCCCGUUCCUCUUUCUAAUCAUCCUUUGCCUCCUAUACCACCAGGAAUUUUGACAAAUAGACAUGGAGAUGAAACUUCAGACCAAGAAGUUAAAGUUGUUCUGGAAGAAGUUAUUGUUAAGAAGAAUAAACAAAGAAAACCUAUGUCCCAAAGUUAUCCUAGUCGUCCAUGGAAUAGAGAAGAUGCAGAAAGAGCUUUGAAAGUUGAAAAUGAAUAUAACAAGACAGUUAAAGCACAAAGUUUAAUAAUUAAAUUUCCAGAUCCUGAUUUGAAUAAAGAUAUUGUUAGGGAAUUUCACCCUGGUAUACAAAAUAUUCAUUUUCAAAGUCCUAGUGGUCCUAGAUAUUGUUUUAUACAGAUGGCAGAAAGUGUUGAUAUCGACGAAGCUAUAAAAGAGUUGGAAAAGAUACCUUUUGGAGUAGGUCAUCUGAAAGUUGAAAGAAAAUCUCUAAGGGAUGAAGAUAAUCCCAUGCCUGAAGAAAUAGAUCCUUAUACAUUAUACAUAGGAAAUUUACCAGAAUCUGUUAAUGUUAAUGAAGUAAAAAGUAAAUUUCCAACAGCUGCUCGGGUAGAUGUAGGCUAUGCACAGAAAAUGAGGAAUACUCGGUAUGCUUUUAUAAGGUAUAAUAGUGUAGAUGAAUCUAUAUCUGCUUAUAAACAAGCACAUAAUUUAAUGUGGGAUACCAGAAGUAUUAUUGUUAGGUUUAGGAGACAGCGCGGUAAUACUUGUCUUCCUGGAGAACCUAAACCUAAUGUUAAAAAGGUUAAAGAAGAACCAAAUAGUAAUUCACAAGUAAAAAAAGAACAAAAAGCUAAUCAUACUGAAAAAAGUGGAACAAAAUUAGAAACUGAUGUAGAAAAUAGAAUACAAGAUAAUUCUACUAAUUCACAAAGUAAAGUGCAAAAUAAAACACCAUCUCAGGUUCAAAACACCAUUCAAGAACAAAAUACAAAUUUACAAUCAUCUUCUUCCUCUAUACCAACCUCGGUUGCAUCAGCUAAAUCAGCACAGCAACAACAACCAUGGACUGGCCAGUCAUCUCAAAUACCUUCAGCUUCUGAACCUCCACCAGAAAGAGAAACUUGUUCAGCAGAAAAAGAAUCGGUUGCAGAAACAAUAAUGCUUACAGAAAUUAAGGAAGAGCCAGAAGAUUAUGAAGAAAUGGAAAUGUCAUGUAAUAUUCGAUCUGAUGAUGAUAUAGAUGAUGAUGUAGAUGACGAUGACGAUGAUGAUGAUGAAGAAGAAGAAGAUAAUUCAGAUGACAAUGAUGAUGAUAACGAAGACGAUUAUGAAGAUGAUGAGGAAGAUAUAGAUGAAAGUGGAAACUUAUCAUUGAAUAAUAAACAAGAAGAUGUUACAGAAGAUAACGAACCAUCUGAUCAUCUUGACCAAAUGUUUAGUGAAUUAGAAAACAUGACUGGUGAUAUUGGUUUUUAAUACAUUGAAUUAAUUGAACUCCCACACUAAUUAAUAUCCGAUGUUUAAAAAAAAUUACAAUUUGUAAAUAAUUCUAGUUCAAAAGCGAAAUGUGUAACGAGUAAGACUGCAUUUAUUUAAGUACAAUGUUAGUAAUUCAGUUACUUUUGUACUGAUAUGUUUUUACUUUAUAAAUUUUUACGCUUACAUGUAUCCAUAAAAUUCUUUGUGUAAACAAUUGUGAAUAUCUCAUUAAAAUUAU